This is a messenger RNA of Paramecium tetraurelia, 258 nucleotides long. RefSeq lists its product as uncharacterized. Gene Ontology annotation, molecular function: protein binding. The transcript has 2 exons. The record is from RefSeq and is a predicted model, not a curated record. NCBI's taxonomy places the organism in Eukaryota, Ciliophora, Oligohymenophorea, Peniculida, Parameciidae.
AUGGAACCAUUAAAAAUAUAUUUGAGAAUUAAAAGAGAAAAUAGAGUAUUCUUUUUCGAAUGCUCACUGCUUGAUCCAGUGGAAAUAUUGAAAAGGAAAUUGCUACCUUACUACAAAUAGGAAAUCCAGGACAUGAGAAUCUAUUUAGGAGAUAGACUAUUAGAUGACAAAGCCAAUCUGUAAGACUAAGCUGUUCCAAACGAUAGUUGCUUAAUCCUAAAGCUAAGGAAGGGAAUGUUAGGCGAAUGGGAUGAAUGA